Molecule: messenger RNA, 3312 nt
Organism: Camelus dromedarius (Arabian camel)
Lineage: Eukaryota; Metazoa; Chordata; Mammalia; Artiodactyla; Camelidae
Gene: MFN1
Product: mitofusin 1
Exons: 18
Coding region: 130-2358 (742 amino acids)
Biological process (GO): mitochondrial fusion; mitochondrion localization
Cellular component (GO): mitochondrial outer membrane
Molecular function (GO): GTPase activity; GTP binding
Source: RefSeq, a predicted model, not a curated record
GUGACCGCCCUUUUGCCUCUACUCCCGCCGCCUCCCCGUCUCCCAGCUUCUCAUGGAAGAAUGAGGCGAUUUGGGGGUUGUGGCUGAGUUGCGGUUGCCGGGUGACAAGUCGGAGCCCGGACAGGCAUAAUGGCGGAAACUGCUUCUCCACUGAAGCACUUUGUGCUGGCUAAGAAGGCGAUUACUGGGAUAUUUGAUCAGUUACUGGAGUUUGUUACUGAAGGAUCACGUUUUGUUGAAGCAACAUACAAGAAUCCAGAACUUGACCAAGUAGCUACUGAGGAUGAUCUGAUAGAAAUACAGAGGUAUAAAAACAAGCUUUCCAUCAUUGGUGAGGUGCUGUCUCGGAGACACAUGAAAGUGGCAUUUUUUGGCAGGACGAGCAGUGGGAAGAGCUCUGUUAUCAAUGCCAUGUUGUGGGAUAAAGUCCUCCCUAGUGGAAUUGGCCAUACAACUAAUUGCUUCCUGAGUGUUGAAGGGACUGAUGGAGAUAAAGCCUAUCUCAUGACAGAAGGAUCAGAUGAAAAAAAGAGUGUGAAGACAGUUAAUCAGCUGGCCCAUGCCCUUCAUAUGGACAAAGACUUGAAAGCUGGCUGUCUCGUACAUGUGUUUUGGCCAAAAGCAAAAUGUGCCCUCUUGAGAGAUGACCUGGUUUUAGUGGACAGUCCAGGUACAGAUGUCACUACCGAGCUGGAUAGCUGGAUUGAUAAGUUUUGCUUAGAUGCUGAUGUCUUCGUUUUGGUUGCAAACUCUGAAUCAACACUAAUGAACACGGAAAAACACUUUUUUCACAAGGUAAAUGAGCGACUUUCCAAGCCUAAUAUUUUUAUUCUGAAUAAUCGUUGGGAUGCCUCUGCAUCAGAGCCAGAAUAUAUGGAAGAUGUACGCAGACAGCACAUGGAAAGAUGCUUGCAUUUCUUAGUGGAGGAGCUCAAAGUUGUGGAUCCUUUAGAAGCACAGAAUCGUAUCUUUUUUGUUUCCGCAAAGGAAGUCCUUAGUGCUAGAAAGCACAAAGCACAGGGGAUGCCAGAAGGUGGUGGGGCACUUGCAGAAGGAUUUCAGGCAAGAUUACAGGAGUUUCAGAAUUUUGAACAAAUCUUUGAGGAGUGUAUCUCGCAGUCAGCAGUGAAAACAAAGUUUGAACAGCACACUAUCAGAGCUAAACAGAUUCUAGAAACUGUGAAAAACAUAAUGGAUUCAGUAAACGUGGCAGCAGCAGAGAAAAGGGUUUAUUCAAUAGAAGAGAGGGAAGACCAAAUUGAUAGACUGGACUUUAUCCGAAACCAGAUGAACCUUUUAACACUGGAUGUUAAGAAGAAAAUCAGGGAGGUUACAGAGGAGGUGGCAAACAAGGUUUCAUGUGCAAUGACAGAUGAAAUUUGUCGACUCUCUGUUUUGGUUGAUGAAUUUUGUUCUGAGUUUCAUCCUACUCCAAGUGUAUUGAAAGUAUAUAAAAAUGAAUUAAAUAAGCACAUAGAAGAUGGAAUGGGAAGAAAUUUGGCUGAUCGGUGCACCAAUGAAGUCAAUGCUUCAAUGCUUCAAUCCCAGCAAGAAAUUAUUGAAAAUUUGAAGCCAUUACUUCCAGCUGGUGUACAGAAUAAACUACAUACACUGAUUCCUUGCAAGAAAUUUGAUCUCAGCUAUGACCUAAAUUGCCACAAGUUAUGUUCAGAUUUUCAAGAGGAUAUUGUGUUUCAUUUUUCCCUGGGUUGGUCUUCCCUUGUCCAUCGUUUCUUGGGCCCUACAAAUGCUCAGCGGGUGCUUCUAGGAUUAUCAGAACCUAUCUUUCAGCUCCCCAGAUCUUUAGCUUCUACUCCUACUGCUCCUACUAAUCCAGCAACACCAGAUAAUGCAUCACAGGAAGAAUUCAUGGUUACCUUAAUAACGGGAUUAGCUUCUCUUACAUCUAGAACGUCUAUGGGCAUCAUUGUUGUUGGAGGCGUGAUUUGGAAAACUGUAGGCUGGAAACUCAUAUCUGUUUCAUUAAGUAUGUAUGGAGCUUUGUACCUUUAUGAAAGGCUGACCUGGACCACCCGUGCCAAGGAGAGAGCCUUUAAACAGCAGUUUGUGAGCUAUGCAACUGAAAAACUGCAGAUGAUUGUAAGCUUCACGAGCGCCAACUGCAGCCAUCAAGUACAACAGGAAAUGGCAACCACUUUUGCUCGUCUGUGCCAACAAGUUGAUAUUACACAAAGACAUCUAGAAGAAGAAAUUGCUAGAUUAUCCAAAGAAAUAGAUCAACUGGAGAAAAUACAACACAAUGCAAAGCUCUUAAGAAAUAAAGCUGUUCAACUUGAAAAUGAGUUGGAGAAUUUUACUAAGCAGUUUCUACAUUCAAGCAAUGAAGAAGAAUCUUAAGAGAUUGCCUUGGUAAUCAUCAUAGGAGAAAAUGGAGCUUGUAAGGUUGGGGCAGUUAUUUUUAUGAAGUGACUUUAUGAAUUAUACUAACUGUAUCUAAGUAGCAAAUCCUUGAGUAGAUUCUGGUAUUGAUCUAUCUCAGGGUGUUUGCAUUUCUGAAGAAUGUUAUGAUGUCUCUUUAGUUUUAAUUUUAGGUAAAGAAAGAUCCUUUGUGUGACAAUAAUGAAUUCGUUAAUAGCAAAAGAACCAACUCUGUGACCCCUGAGGGGUGGGGCCCUGCUCUUAAUUAGGGCUCUCUUUGUUUUUGAUUCUGAAAAACUCUGCUUCCUGGCAUCCAGGAGUUAGAGAAUGCUCUUUUCAUCUUCUUUCUCAAAACUAAUUUUUGAUGCCUACUUGAAUGGGAAUAGUCACCUUGUUUUAUAAACUGCAUUGCUCUAACCACAAGGGAGUGUGGAAUGUUCUUGAGUGUAUUAUUUAUGCAGGUUACAAUCACUUUUGCCAUCCCAGCAGGUAUGUAAACCACUAAUACAUAAUGCUGUUUUUACUCCUUUUAUUCCCAUUAAAACUGAUACAAAACAGUAUUCAGGUUUGUUAUUACAAAUAGUCUCUUAUAAAAGUAUCUGGGUCUAAGUUUGCUCACCUGUUUCUAAAGAAACAUUUCAGCCUCAACUCUGAUUCCAGUAAAGAACACUUUCUAUCUCAGUUUUAGAAGUCAAGUUUGAAGUGAUAAAAAUAGCCAAAGAUAUGGAAGGUCUGAAUUUUGGGUGGUUACAGUCAUGUAUGUUUAACAGUGUUCCUCAGAAGGUGCUUGCCAAGGAUACUGCUGGAUUGUCGUCAUCCCCCGCCCCUGCCCCGGUAGCUUUUAUAUUUAUUGAAUUGUAUGAAUUUGUCAGGGCAUGGUUAAAAAUUAUGACUGUAUUUUGUACCAUAAUGAAAUGUUUUGGGGUUCAAGAA